Messenger RNA from Caenorhabditis briggsae, 417 nucleotides. Gene Ontology annotation, biological process: protein import into mitochondrial matrix. NCBI's taxonomy places the organism in Eukaryota, Metazoa, Nematoda, Chromadorea, Rhabditida, Rhabditidae. The coding region runs from base 1 to 417 and encodes 138 amino acids. Gene Ontology annotation, cellular component: TIM23 mitochondrial import inner membrane translocase complex. The transcript is spliced from 4 exons. The record is from RefSeq and is a predicted model, not a curated record.
AUGCCGUGGAGAACCGCACUAAAAGUAGCACUCGCUGCUGGAGAAGCAGUCACCAAGGCGCUCACCAGAGCCGUUAGAGAUGAGAUUCGACAGACGCAACAAGCCGCCGCUCGUCAUGCAGCCGCCACUGGUCAAUCGCCGAGUGAGACGAAGGAGAAUGCCAAUGCCAAUGCCAAGUUGGGAAUCUCUUUGGAGGAAUCCCUUCAAAUUCUGAAUGUAAAGACGCCGUUGAAUCGAGAAGACGUCGAGAAGCACUACGAACACCUGUUUGCAAUCAACGAUAAAGCCAAAGGAGGCACUUUUUAUUUGCAAAGCAAGGUCUAUCGUGCCAAAGAACGAAUAGACGAGGAGCUGAGCCGACUGGAGCAGAAAUCCGAGGAAAAUAAAGAGCAGCAGAAGGAAAAUUCGAAGGAAUAA